Molecule: messenger RNA, 552 nt
Organism: Phyllotreta striolata
Lineage: Eukaryota; Metazoa; Arthropoda; Insecta; Coleoptera; Chrysomelidae
Source: the annotation of a GenBank genome assembly
AAGAAAUAAAAGAAACAAACUGUCAAAAUUUGCCGUGAGGUGAGGUUAUACGCAAUAAAUUAUAACAAUUUAACUAGUAACGAGGGGUUCUCUUAGAAUUGUCGAAUAAUGUUUGCUAUCAGAAAAUUAAGACCUGCUGGUGCUAUUCAGCAUCUUCGUUGUAUGUCACAAUUAGGAGACCUAGGAAGUGGCGCUGGUAAAGGGGGCGGCGGCGGCGGCUCCAUUAGAGAAGCCGGCGGUGCGUUUGGAAAACAAGAGGCCGCCAGAGAGGAAGAAUAUUUCCACCGCAAGCAACAAGAGCAGCUGCAGAAGCUGAAGUCCGACUUGAAAGAUGAAAUAAGUUUCCACGAAGAGCAGAUUAAAAGACACCAGGAGGCUAUUUCUCGUCACAAAGCUAGAGUUAGUGAUUUAGAUACGAAGGAGUAAUUCACUUGAUUGCCGCUUAUUAGUUUCACUAUUGCAAAAUCAAUGCUGUUAAUUAUAUCCCAUAUGUAUUAAGAUAUAGUGUUCGAAAUGUAUGUACUUUGAUUUAAUUAAAACUAAACAGUAAAA